AGUAGUUCUGUCAUAAUCUGGUAAACAACAUUGAAGCCGUCAAUCCGUGGCAUUCUUUAUCUUUUCAGAAUGAAAUUUUUUAAUUAAAAAUUAAACCGAAAUUUAACGUGGCAUUACACUUUUGUAGUUUUAAUUUAAUUUAUUAAAAAUGUCGUCAUGGACAGAUCCACAAAACAUUUUCUUCUUUGGUUCAGCCUUUUUGGUGACAUUUCUUGUAGCGAUAUUCAUCUGCAUGAAGGCAAUAACGACACCCCAUCCGAUAAUUAAACGUCACAAAGAGGAGGAAUACUUUUUCAAUCCAAGGACCAAAGAAAAGGAAAAAUUUCCGACAAUCGAUUCGGAUCCGGAAAUUGAUUUCAGCAUCAUCGUACCGGCCUACGAUGAAGAGAAACGAUUGCCGCUAAUGCUUGACGAGGCAAUUGCAUUUUUAGAGAAAAAGAACUGUACGUACGAAGUCAUUGUAGUUAGCGAUGGCAGUAAUGAUGCAACAGUUUCAGUGGCACUGAAAUACUCCGAAUUGCAUGGCACCGGGAAGGUUAGAGUGUUGGAAUUGAUUGAAAAUCGUGGAAAAGGCGGAGCGGUUCGUUUGGGCAUUCAAUGUUCCCGUGGAAAGUACAUCUUGUUCGCCGAUGCCGAUGGAGCCACAAAAUUUGGUGACUUUAUCAAACUCGAAGCUGAAAUGACCCAACAAUGGACGGAAAAUGGUAUCGUCAUUGGUUCACGUGCCCAUCUAGAAGACGAUGCCAUUGCUACUCGCAGUUUUUUCCGCACAAUUCUAAUGCAUGGCUUUCAUUUUCUGGUCUGGUUGUUUGCCGUUCGUGGCGUUCGUGACACUCAGUGCGGUUUCAAAAUGUUUACUCGACGUACGGCAAGGGUGUUAUUCCAAAUAAUGCACGUGGAACGAUGGGCAUUCGAUGUGGAACUGUUAUACAUUGCGCAGGCGCUGCGGAUGCCAAUACGGGAAGUUGCCGUUAAUUGGACUGAAAUAGAUGGAUCGAAAGUAACGCCAUUCUGGUCAUGGUUACAAAUGGGAAGGGAUUUGUUUCUCAUUUGGUUUCGGUACACGAUUGGUGCGUGGUCACUGCAAAGGAAGCCACACCGAUCGUAAACGAGAAAUCGAACAUAAACCCGCACAGUGUUCUUGUAUUCGUUCCAUUUUCUAAUUUUGUUUUAGUAAUUUUGGAUUUUUCAAUCAUGAAUUUCAAUAAAAUGCGAGCCAUUCGUCGCAAUAUUAGUUUGCUAAA
Bradysia coprophila is the source of this 1244-nucleotide messenger RNA. It is a transcript of the gene wol, whose product is annotated as Dolichyl-phosphate beta-glucosyltransferase wollknaeuel. Gene Ontology annotation, biological process: protein N-linked glycosylation. NCBI's taxonomy places the organism in Eukaryota, Metazoa, Arthropoda, Insecta, Diptera, Sciaridae. Gene Ontology annotation, cellular component: endoplasmic reticulum membrane. The record is from RefSeq and is a predicted model, not a curated record.